This is a messenger RNA of Arachis stenosperma, 1466 nucleotides long. Its product is annotated as F-box only protein 13-like. Lineage: Eukaryota; Viridiplantae; Streptophyta; Magnoliopsida; Fabales; Fabaceae. Gene Ontology annotation, molecular function: protein binding. The coding region runs from base 122 to 1327 and encodes 401 amino acids. The record is from RefSeq and is a predicted model, not a curated record. The transcript has 2 exons.
AUCACUUCACUUCACUUGUGUUCUGUUCUAUUCACCACCUUCUCUGCUUAUUGUUCUUGCUGCUGCUUCUCACUCAACAGUUUCACUUCUAUCAUCAGUUUGUUUUCGAGAUUUCGGGUUAAUGGAACUUGGUUUGAAGAGAAAGUUACCACAAAAUGACUUUUCUAUGGAUGAACUCAAUGAAGAUCUCUUGGAAAGGAUACUUUCAUGGCUCCCAACUUCAGCAUUCUUUCGCCUCAAUUCUGUCAGCAAAAGAUGGAAAUCUGCUGCUAAUUCUGCGAGUUUCAAGCUCGCCUGCUCGCGAAUUCCUUCCCGGGAUCCUUGGUUCUUGAUGGUUGCUCCAAACCUCAAGCAAUCUGUUGUGUUUAACUCUGCUGAAAACAGUUGGAAAAGGCUCAAUUAUCCGUGCCAUCUUCGCGAAGAUUCCGACCAAGGUUGCAUGCCAGUUGCAGCCUCUGGUGGCCUAGUUUGCUACCGGAAAUCGUCCGGAAAUUUCAUCGUGUGCAAUCCAGUGACAGGGUCUUGUAGCAAACUCCCACCAUUGCAUUUUGCCUCAGAAAAUCAUCAAUCUCUCAAUGCAGUUGUGAUGAGUAGUACAACUUCAAAUGGCCAACAAUCCUACAAGAUUGUGUUGGUUCUUGGUGAAAUUCCAAAUCUUUUCCUUAAAUUCUACAAUUCAAGCUCUGGUUGUUGGGAAGAUGAGUCUGCACUGAAGAAGAAUGUUGAUGAUAGUUCAAUGGAUUGUGAUUCGACCGAUGCCAAUGUUGUUUACUUCCUUAGCACAACAGGAACUGUGGUUGCUAGUAACAUGCAGAGAAGCCCAUCAAAGCAAUAUUCAUCAGUUAUUACUUACAAAGACGGCCGGGAGACAGUCUACUUCCUUAGCUCAUCCGGGACAGUAGUAGCUUGUAAUUUGGCAGACAAGUCCUUCUUUGAGUAUCCCAGGUUGUUGCCUGUUUUCAGCGAGUAUUCUAUCGAUAUUGCAGUGUGUAAUGGUGAACUGGUAGUUGUUCUGCUAUCAGAAUUCUUGGAGAGUGCUAGUCUUAGGGUGUGGAAAUACGAUGAGGCUAACCGGCGCUGGCAACAGAUUGUAGUGAUGCCAGCAGCUAUGUCUCAUGAGUGGUAUGGAAGGAAGGUGGAUAUUAACUGCGUCGGAGCAGGCGAUCGGAUAUUUAUAUGCUUGAACUCUCCUGAGAUUUGCACUUAUAUAGUGUGUGAUUUGGUGACCAACACUUGGGUUGAAUUGCCAAAAUGUUGCAUUAAUGGUGAAGUCAUGGAAUUCAUGUCUGCAUUUUCAUUUGAGCCUAGGAUAGAGGCUUCUGUAUGAAUUUGAUUAUCAUACUACUUUCUUGUGUUCUGUUAGCACAUUUUUUUAUUCAUUUUUUACAUUUGUAUCCAGUGACUAGUAUUAUCAAUUAAUGUCCUUGUUGAUGAUUCUUUUAAUAAUGUGUAGUUAUGCUGCCAAU